Coturnix japonica (Japanese quail) is the source of this 1424-nucleotide messenger RNA. RefSeq names its product cAMP-dependent protein kinase inhibitor gamma (gene PKIG). Lineage: Eukaryota; Metazoa; Chordata; Aves; Galliformes; Phasianidae. Gene Ontology annotation, biological process: negative regulation of protein kinase activity. Gene Ontology annotation, molecular function: cAMP-dependent protein kinase inhibitor activity. The record is from RefSeq and is a predicted model, not a curated record.
UCACCCGGCACGGGGCACGCUUCUCGCAGUGCAAAAAGCAUCCCGGAAAGACGCGUACAAAGCUGUCUGCGAGACGGCCCCGAGAGACAGGGCUCAGCACGGCGGUGCGGGGCGGUGCGGGGCGGCCGGCACUGUCAGACAGCUGGGGCACGGCGAGGAAGAGCCCGGCAGCCGGAGCCGCGCACCGAAGGAAGGAUGUUCGGGCACACGCAGCUGCCGGGAGAUGAGGUUACAAUGCAAAGCUAAACAAAGAUCCCCGCGAGGAGGAAACGGAUCCCUCCCGCCGCCUGUAAGAAGCCGCUGCCCUGCUGUGUGUGAAGCCUGUUUGAAAUCAUGCCUAGAAGGAAAGUCAACUAAACCAGGAUAUUGAAGGAGUAUAGAGAUGCGAUGGAGGUAGAGUCCAGCACGUACACAGACUUCAUUUCCUGCGACAGGGCUGGCCGGAGGAAUGCUGUCCAUGACAUCCAGCGGGAUGCAAACACCAUCAGCAUGCGCAAGCUGACCAAGGACAUCGGCGAGCUUGGCAUCGAAGGGGCAGAGGGUGAAGAACCCAGCACUUCUUCUGAGUGUGACCCUGCAGCAAGACCAAAGGAGCAAGAAAGCAAACCCUCCCCAUGAGAGUGCACAGGGGGUGGGAUGGGGCAGCAGGAGGGGCUUGCUGUGAACAUUAAGCAAGAAUCUGUUAUUGAACCUAUGGACAAAAGCCAACCAGGACCAGCAAGAUGUCUGUCACAUCACUCUGCUGCAGCUGUUUUGUUUCAAGAACUGCAAGAUACUGCACAAGGACUGGCACCUCCGAAAGACUUCUGCUCCCAUCCCUGAUGACUUAGAGCAACACUGCAGCGUUUGUAGUGAUAUGAGCCAUUCUCAAGAUGCCUUAGUUGCAAUUUUCCCCUACGGGAAAUAAACUAUUUCAGUAAUAAUAUACACUGUCCUGUCCAAGGUACCUUCCCACUUUGCAAAUUUAGACUAUUAUUUAUUCUGUUUCCAUAGGUUAGAGGUUUAAACAGUUGUUUUCUCCACACAUUGCCCUCAUCCUGCAUCUCACCCCUGAGCUGGCCUCUGGACCAGGGCAGGCAGCAGCAGGGACUGGCUGGCCCUGCAGCCAUGGCCAGACCCAUACAGCCCCGGGAAGGACCAAAGCACAGCCCCACAUGGAUGAGUUCCACUGACAGACCCAGCAGCAUCAGCCACAGGCAUCUUUACCUUUGGGUUUUAGUGUUUUAAGGCAUUGUUAAAGGGAGGGGAGAAACAUUUUGCUGUUUUGACUGUUGAAAUUCAGGCUUAACUUUGCAAGCUGUUAGCUGAGAUUAUCUCUGGUAGGAUCUCACACCAUUCUUUUAGGAGACAUGUUUUGUGUUAAAGAUGGUUUGAUAAAACUAUAUGAGCUGUUGGAAUAAACAACACAGCCUUUAAAUACUGAA